AUGACCGAUAUUAAACCAAAAGUUAGACCGGCUCGUCGACCACCAGAGCCUCAACCUGCCGUUGCUAAUUCUUCCAGCCCAUAUAGUAAUAUUCGUCCACCGAAUAGGAAGCCACCACCACCCGUUCCUCCACCUAGACCUGAUCUCUUACAUCGGACAUCAUCCGAACAUGGCGCCGAUGCCACAAGCUCAACACCCAAGGAGAAAGUGGGCCAUAUGAAUAGACAAUCAAGUUUUCCAGAAGUUUACCGACCCAAACCACCCACUCCAACGCGAAAUCGCGAUUCUCUCUCGGAAGAAUCUGCCUAUCAAUCCAUCCGCGAUAGCUCAAUACAUCAAAGUUUCUAUCAAUUGGAUGAUUCAAGCACUGAUUCUGACUAUCAUAUUUAUGCUCAUGGGCCUAUACCUGAACAAAAUCCAACGCCAGCUAAACAACGACCCGGACGGCUACCGCCAGAAUUGCCGAAAUCUGUUGAAAACCGCUCGCCAAGGACACCUACAUCGCCAGCAAGCUACGUUCAAUCCUCUCCUCGGGCUCCUCCUAACAGUCUAAUAGAACCACCUCCUAUAGCAGUGGAAGAAGACGACGAAACGGCAGACUGGAUUACGGUGCAGCACUCAUUCCAGCCUUUCAUUUCGAAACCGGAAGAUGCUAAGAAAGCUGCCAGUAGUAUGGCACGUGAAGGAUACCUAACUGUUUCUAAAUCUCGAAUUCCAUCGGAAAAGAUAUGGGUGAAAUAUGAUUCAAAGACCUUGAAGUUUUAUGACAACGAAGAAAAGAAUAAAUUGUUAGAUAUCGUUCCAGUGUCGGAAAUGAAAAGUGCUGAAAUAAAAUCCGAUAACGCCAAAAGCGGCUUUAAAUUCGUUUUAGACACAUUUCCUGAACAAUAUAAUUUUAAGACUGGAACGUUUGAAGAUGUACAGCUGUGGGUUAUGGCGUUAACUAGUGGAAUUAUAAAGGAAACUCGACGAGUGGAGGAGUUAACCGGAGGAAACAUGGAAAAUCCUACCAAAGCUGGUUAUCUCAAAAGAUCGGGUGGGAAAAAAUUAUUUAUGGUUAUUAAAGAUCAAUACAUAUGCUGUUAUCACAAUCAACAAGAUUACUUAGACAAUAAAGUGCUGCGAAGAAUUGAUAGUAAGACGUCUAGUGUUCGAAUUCAAGACAGAGCCAAAUAUAAAUUUAUUUUGAGUUUAUGCGAUAAAGAAUUGAAGUUGCAAGCAGAGAACGAAGAAGACAUGCUAGCAUGGAUCUCUACCAUACAAGGAGCUAUCAAGAUUGCAUUACAAAAUCUUGAUGAUGGUGGCUCACUCCCUGCAAUGGAAGUUAAGAAAUAUAUCUACCAUAACAGCAGUAAUAGAAUUUGUGCGGACUGUCUAUCUAGAGAUCCCGAAUGGGCCGUUAUUAACUUAGGCAUAACUAUAUGUGAGAAAUGCGCUGGCUUCCAUCGUAAAAUCAGUACCGAUUUUUCUAAAGUUAAAUCAAUUACCUUAGAUUCCAAAUGGACUCCUGCUCGUAUCAAGCUUUUCCAAGAAAUAGGCAAUAAGAAUUCAAACAAAUUUUUCCAAUAUGCCAUUACACAAUACGAUAAGAUUAAUCCGAAUGUGAAUGAUGUUCAAAGGCUGGAAUUUAUUAAAAGUAAAUACGUAAAGAAAGAAUUUUAUCAAUUUUCUAAAUUCAAAGGCGAUGCAAAAGGAUUGGGAGAGGCUUUAUGCGAGGUUGUAAAAACCGAUAAUAUCCUUGAAACUCUUAAUUUAUUACUCUCUGGUGCCGAUGAAUUAUUGCAAGCCCAUUAUGAUGAUUUGGGUGGUGAAAUGUUAAAUCCUGGAAAGUUAUCCUCGGUUAAGUUACCACCUAGUUCUGAAAUCAUCAAGCAAGGAUACCUAGACAAGAAAGGACCCCAAACUUAUGAUAGAUUCCUCAAACGUUACUUUGUUUUAACACCAAAGGAACUCAUUUAUCAUAAGGAUGCAUCCGUGGCUGGUAGAAUCAGCGUAAGCUCAAUAACUGAUGUAUCUGUACAAGGAAAUUGCGAGAUUGUAAUAUCUACACAACAACGAAGUUACACCUGUCGUGCAAGUAAUGCGGAAGAAGCAAGAGAAUGGGUUGAAGCGAUUACAUGGAAAAUUAAGGUUUUCGAGGUUCCAAUUGAACACCAAGAUACUGCUGACGGUAUUCCAUACGUUGUCGAUACUUGUAUACGCUUCAUUGCCGAAUAUGGCCUUCAAGAAGAAGGCAUUUACAGAAAGAGUGGUAGAAAUAAUAUGGUUGAGCAGCUGCGUAAGGCGUUUAACGCAGAUGCUGCUAAUGUAGUCAUAGAUCCAGAAGUCUAUUCGGUACAUGAUGUUGCAUCAACACUUAAGAAAUAUUUUCGUACAUUACCGGAAUCGAUCUUUACGCAAAGGCGGUCAGAUAGUAUCAUUUGUACUUACAGUAUCAAUAGUAAAUCUGAAAAGAUUGAAGCUCUGAAAGGAUUUUUAGAUGACUUGCCCGAAGUUAAUUAUCGAACUUGCCGAUACUUGAUAAAACAUCUUGUUAGUGUGUCAGAACAUUAUCGAAUAAAUCUGAUGUCGGUAGACAACCUUGCGUUGGUUUUUACGCCUACUCUUUUUCAGUUGCAGCAUUCCAAUGAAGAAAUGGCAAUAGGUGAAGUGGAUAUUGCUCUCGGCUCGUUGCAUGAUAUCAUAGCUGAACAUGAAGUACUUUUUAGGAAAUUUGAUGACACACUCUCAAGCAAGGAAAUGCUGCCGAGAAAGUCAUGUGGUUAUCAGGCGUUCAUAGCAUUCUAA
Messenger RNA from Trichoplax adhaerens, 2787 nucleotides. RefSeq lists its product as uncharacterized. The record is from RefSeq and is a predicted model, not a curated record. The transcript is spliced from 22 exons. Gene Ontology annotation, molecular function: GTPase activator activity. The coding region runs from base 1 to 2787 and encodes 928 amino acids. Gene Ontology annotation, biological process: signal transduction. Gene Ontology annotation, cellular component: plasma membrane; trans-Golgi network; cytoplasmic vesicle. Lineage: Eukaryota; Metazoa; Placozoa; Uniplacotomia; Trichoplacea; Trichoplacidae.